UGUGUGAAUACUUAUUUAGGUUCUCCCCAAACGGCGCUCAGUGCAUUCUUGUCUUGACGGGUGGCAGGAGCACAGCAUCAGGGUGAGAGAGAAAGAGAGAGAAAGAGAGGGACAUUGAGAGAGAGAGAGAGAGAGAGAGAGAGAGAGAGAGAGAGAGAUACAUUGGAUACAUAGAGAUAGAGAGUGAGUGGGAUAGUAGAGUCCGAGAAGAAGCUGAAACUUCACUGCAGACGCUCCUGCACAGGAUAAGAUCCAGAACACCUACUAACCGUGUGCAUGGCAAUCACGCGCAUUAGAAUAAGCUGACUGAACUACAACAAUGAACGCUGUAACCGCCGCCACCUGCCUGCUCGUCGCCGGCUUCAGCUGCUACCUCUACGGCAGCGACUGGCUCUUAUCGCUGCUCCGUCUCUCUGUUGCAGAACUCUCCAUGCCUGAGCCCGGAGCUGCUCCGCGGCGGAGCCCGCAGGGAGUCCCUUACACCGAGCUGCAGCACAUCGUCAACGCCGACGGACUGCACCUGUUCUGCCGCUACUGGGAGCCCGCCAGCCCGCCAAGGGCUCUGGUGUUUAUCGUCCAUGGAGCCGGGGAGCAUUGUGGGCCGUAUGAUGAGAUUGCACAGAGAUUAAAGGAAAUGUCUCUGCUGGUAUUUGCACACGACCAUGUUGGCCACGGUCAGAGUGAAGGCGAACGGAUGAACGUCAAAGACUUCCAGGUUUUCAUCCGAGACUCCCUGCAGCACGUGGACCUGAUGAAAAGCCGCCACCCUGACCUACCCAUCUUCAUCGUGGGCCACUCCAUGGGUGGUGCGAUCUCCAUCCUGACAGCGUGUGAGAGGCCCAGUGACUUUGCCGGAGUCGCUCUGAUAGCUCCGAUGGUCCAGAUGAACCCAGACUCAGCCACACCAUUCAAGGUUUUUAUGGCGAAGGUUCUUAACCACAUGCUGCCCAGCCUCACUCUGGGCUCCAUCGAUUCCAAAUGGGUCUCACGGGACAAGAAGCAGGUUGAGGCGUAUGACUCUGAUGACCUGAACUACCACGGCGGCAUGCGGGUGUCGUUCGCCGUGCAGCUGAUGGGUGCGGCGGCGCGCAUUGAGAGGGAGAUCCCAUCAAUCACCUGGCCCUUCCUGCUCCUGCAGGGCGACGCUGACAAACUGUGUGACAUCAGAGGCUCCAGGAUGAUGUACGAAAACGCACCAAGCUCAGACAAGAAAUUGAAGGUCUACGAGGGAGGCUAUCACGCGCUUCACCACGACCUCCCGGAGGUGGCCGAGUCUGUGUUGAAGGAGGUGACCAGCUGGAUUACAGAGCACCUUCCCGCCAGUACACAACAACCACAAGGCUCAUAGAAGGAAGCCUGCUCACAUUCCAGUUGUCUUUCAGGCGUAACAAUACUACUACACUCUCUGUUUUUGGAAAUACGUUGGGGCCUAUAGACUGAAGUUAUUUUCUUUUUUUAUAAAAAAAAAAGUUACUGACUUUAUCCAUAUACUGUCGAAAAAAAAGACAUUUAUCUCUCUCCUCUUUUUGUACCUGUCAAUCAGCUUAAGUUACACAGAUUUUAAAGGAUGUUGAUAGCCAGCAGCACUUAUGAUCAGGGAUUCGCCUCAUGUAUUCCAGGCGCUUUUUCGCUUUUUUGCUUUCCAUUUACUAUUCAAACUCGGCUUGUUUUAGACCUCUCCUGACAUAGGAGGUCUACCAAGUCAAGUCUAAGGUAGAAAAGCUACAGCUAAAGUGCAAUAGUAUCUCCACUUCCAACAUCUUUUGAGUAGAAAAUGACAAAACAAAUGUAAUAAGUUAUUUGUAUGCGCAGCAGCAUUUCCUUCUUUCUUAUACACUGUUUAAUGAAAAGGUCAGAGGUCAGGAACAGCAGCAGGACAGCACGUCUGGGCCUGGUUAAGCUUCAGUCCAAGGGGAAUAUUUAAUUGAAAAGCUGAACCUGCUUCACUGUCUUCACAGCAUCAGAAGAUUACAUAUAAUAUAAGAGUACAGAUCUCAGUGAAGACAAGAGUUCUCACUGAUUCAUGUUUUCAUUCCUGCAGAUAUAGUGGUUCAGGAGAAAUUAUCAACUCUGUCUUUAAGCCUAUUUAUUUUUUCACCUUAAAAGUUAUCCGUAUCUCUGUUUUCUCAUUAUAGCCACAAUAUCCUUCUAUACUGAUUAUUUAACGUGUCUCUGUGAGCCUAUUGAAGGGUAUCUGUUAAAUGAAGAGGGAGCAGAUUAUCUCCAUAAAGCUGCAUUCUCGCUCUCUGCAGACGAGAAUAAGAGGGCAAAAUGUCUUCACUCUGUGUGAUCUUUGUUCUCUCAGUUCCCUGUCAGAAUCAUUCCCUGCAUCUCUAACUUUAAUAAGUCCAUGAUGCGGUCAGGGACCCAGCUGGAGAAUGAUAAGCGUCUCUUUGCUCUGUUGCUAUAAACAGAAGAGUGCAUCACCUCUGUUCAACUCACCGUUGAGUAAUGGAGAUGCGUACAUUACUAACACUGGUGGUCACUGAGGGAAUAUAACUCCUUGUUGUUUUACUCUACAGUACAUUAAACAAUUGACCUCUAAACCACCAUGUAGAACUCCAUCUAGACACCACAUCAAACCUUUAUAGUCGACAUUUUCAAGUUCAAAAUCAUCUAUUUUAAAGCCUAAAUGUUGAUUCAACAGGUUAAAUCUUAAAUUGAAGCAUUUUAAGCCUCAAACUAUUGAAAUUAGUUAAAUUUUACUCAAAUUAUUGGUGAAUAUUGUGGGAAUUUGAACCCAUUACCUCAGCAUUUUUUUCAAAAUUUUAUAUUUAAAGCCCUGGCCGCAAGUGACUGCUCAAAAUCAGAUUAGAGUUGUUCAGCGUGAGCUUCUUAAUCACAAACCUAAAUGGCUAAAGCUCUGGUCGUGAUCACAAUUUUUUAAUUUUUUCGUUUCCACAUUGAAGUUCUCAGAAGCAGUGAUCUGAAAGGCUUCAAAGAAACCAUAGCAAUAAUGUCACAGUAACCUAUAUUUUUAAUGGUUCUUAAUUAUUCAGUAUAUAGCUAAAUGGGCACAUACUGAGCCAAGUGCUUUAAAUUGUCAGGGACACUUUCGUUAGCACUAUGCUAAACUUUUUCCACCUAUUCAUAAGCUAAUGUAUUAGAAAGUUAAAUUAGCACAAGUCUAGAAUGAUUAUGUUGUAAUGUCACAGCCUCCCCUGUAUCACACACAAAAAGAGAUCAAACAUAUUGAUGCUGCUGGCAGUUCAGACAAACAGUAAGAGUCUUUGUUUGUUGACCUCAGACUUACUGAACAUCCAAAGAAAACACAUCUAUUUAAAAUGCAGUUCUUGGAAGGAGACUUGACCGUGUCGCCUUGCUUUCAAACUUUUUUUUUCUUUAUCAUCCAUGAGUUCAAAGGGACUCAUGCAGCGAGAGGAGGGAACACAUGGAGUGGUAUCCACGGUGACCGCUACUCGUGUGUAACCACGGCAGCAGGCUGGCAGCAAGGUAGAAUGCGUCUUUUUUACAUGUGCAGUCACUGGGGUGAUCACAACAAGACUGACAGAAUGAGAUGAAUUUCUGGCUUGCUGCCUGCUCUGAAUGUAUACUUCCUCACUCUUGUCUCUCCAUAUCUCACCCUGUGCCACCCUGUUUCACCCAUGUUUUGUUUUUUUAAGUUGCUGUCAUGACCAGCGCUUUGUUCAGUAAAUCACAGAGUCCCUUGUUUUGUAACAGAUUCAAAUAUCUUUAACUGCCAUUGACUCUGUACCUAGUCGUCAAUUUGCAAAACAAAAAUUACAUUCUUUAAGCUUUUCUUUUUUCCUUUGGCCAUUAAAGGUCCAAUAUGUAAAAUACCUA
Labrus bergylta (ballan wrasse) is the source of this 3804-nucleotide messenger RNA. It is a transcript of the gene mgll, whose product is annotated as monoglyceride lipase. Gene Ontology annotation, molecular function: monoacylglycerol lipase activity. NCBI's taxonomy places the organism in Eukaryota, Metazoa, Chordata, Actinopteri, Labriformes, Labridae. The record is from RefSeq and is a predicted model, not a curated record. Gene Ontology annotation, cellular component: membrane.